UUACUGUGGCUGCUGCUGCUGUGGCGGUUGCACCUGUGGCUGCUGCUGUUGUACCUGGCCGUCGAAGACGAAUGGCGCCACUACCUCCAGCACCACACGAGCCACCCAAGUGGUCAGCGGGAAGCGGUCCUUGAAGGGCGCAUACUCACUCACACCUGGCGCAGCUGUCUCGGUCGUCCAAACAGUAGCGAACACUGCAGACAACCAGAAAGAAACACUGAUGACAUUUGACGAGCAGAUCUGCCUGUCUGUCAUUCUGACCGGUGUUGUUGCCCGUAUCCGCAAUGGAAAUCCACGCGACGAAGGGGUGGCUGUUGUCGGUGAGCACCAGCUCUCGCACAUCACCACCGUGGAGGCUGAGUGUGGUGGUGCAUUCGGCCACUGGUGCGUGGGGCGACUGAGUGAGGGGGCCAUCCAGACGGCCGCCGCCAACAUACCUGAACCAACCACACACAUACACACACAAUCAUACACGCACCCCUUUCGCCCACUGGUUUCAUUGUGUUACCUGUUGAGGAAUAUCCCUGUGUCAUCUAUCUGGUGAGUCUGCUUGAAGUGGUCGAGGAUCUUGUCCUUGACCAGCGACGACACCGACGCAUUGAUGGAUGCGCAAGAGUGCGACAACCACAUGCCGUCGUUGUAGUAGUAGAUGCGGUCCCUCACUGGAGGGUCAUGCUCUAGUCGGUGCUGCUGAUACAGAUGGUCGGCAGCGGGGGGCGGGUCGACGGUCAGCCGGAAGCCGGGCUCGUCCUUGAUGGCCCGCACCUCGUUGCCAUGGCGGUAGAACUGCAGGCAGCUGCCGUCGCCGAAGUGCACGUGGCGGCCCACCACCAUGAGCUGCGCCAACACACGAGCUAUGAAACUAUACGCCUUCACGCCACCACACACACACACACAAACAGACAGAGAGGGAAGAAUGAAAAAGGUCUGUCUGUUCUCCCCCGCCCCUGUGUGUGUGCCCUACCGUCUUAUCGGCGUGUAUGUUGAUGUCAUCGGCAGUGAUGUUGACCGGCAGAGUGCAGUAGCGGCACUUGCUGGCCAACUGUAGCACCUCUGCGACCUCAUCAGACUUCUGCUGCUCCACCAUCCACAUGGCCGCCAGCAGCAGCCGCGCCCCGGUCACCGUCUGUGUGUCGAACGUAAUCACAGCAUCCAGGCGCGUGCCGUCGGCGAGGGGAAUGCGAUGCAGCGACCGGUUGAGGCGGCCGCGGAGGGUCUGGGCAGGGAAGUCGACAUUGCCGAUGAAGAGCGCUGUGCUUCUGAGCCUGCCGAUAUCUUUGGUGUCGUCGUACAGGUCAUCUCGGCCGUCGCGGUGGACCAUGUCGAGGACUUGGCCGUUGAUGGCCGGGGGGGCCACAUCGCUGCUUCUGCUCGACGAAACGGUGCCGCCCAU
Messenger RNA from Vitrella brassicaformis, 1393 nucleotides. NCBI's taxonomy places the organism in Eukaryota, Vitrellaceae. The record is from the annotation of a GenBank genome assembly.